Phragmites australis (common reed) is the source of this 1225-nucleotide messenger RNA. RefSeq names its product F-box protein PP2-B10-like. Gene Ontology annotation, molecular function: protein binding. The transcript has 2 exons. The record is from RefSeq and is a predicted model, not a curated record. Bases 238 to 1095 code for a protein of 285 amino acids. NCBI's taxonomy places the organism in Eukaryota, Viridiplantae, Streptophyta, Magnoliopsida, Poales, Poaceae.
UAAGCAGCUGCUCAUAACUUAAUAAACUCCUAGCAAAAAGAGAAAAACGUCAAACAUCCUCAAACGGACAAAAAGUCAGAUAGAAUACGUAGUCACGUCUAACACCUUGUGUUUUCUAAUUUGAAAAAUUAAACUUUUUCAGAUUUUACAUAGUGGGGCAGCCAUAUAUAAGAUCUUGGAUGCUCGGCCAUUCCCACGGGGUUUGGAUCGGAGAUAGAUUGUUUAAUUUUGGCGACGAUGGCGGUGGAGGAGAGCCGUGAGGGGACCCAGGUGGGGGACCUCCCGGAGGUCUGCCUGGCGCACGCCAUCGCGCUCACCUCCCCGCGCGACGCCUGCCGCUGCGCCGCCGUCUCCCCGGCCUUCCGCGCCGCCGCCGACUCCGACCACGUCUGGUGCAGCUUCCUCCCCAAGCUCGACCGCCAGAGCACCAUCGUCCUCCAGACGCCGACGGCCAGGAGCACCAAGAAGGACGCCUACCUCGGCCUCUGCGACGCCGGCGCCCCCGUCGAUGAUGGCCUGGUCAGGGUGUGGCUGGAGAAGGCGAGCGGCGCCAAGUGCUACGCGCUGUCGGCCAGGAGGCUCAGCCUGCCGUGGGACGACGGCGAGUUCUGCUGGAAAUGGACGCCCCAGCCGCUCUCCAGCAGGUUUGCGGAGGUGGCCGAGUUGGUGGACUGCACGUGCCUGGACAUCUACAGCCACCUCCCGGCGGCCGCGCUCACGCCGGCGACCGCCUACGCGGCGUACCUGGUCUACGGCACGGCGGACGGCCACCGCGGCCUAAGCUACCCGGACCAGGAGACCACGGUGUCCGUGGGCGGCCGCGUGGUGGCGCGCCACGCCGUGUGCCUCCGGCCCGACGACGCCAACGCGUGCAAGUUCAGGGGCGCCGGCCUGCGGUGCGGUGAAGGCGAGGAGCCGAGACGGCCGAGGCUGCGGGAGGACGGGUGGUGGGAGAUGGAGAUGGGGCGGCUGUGCACGACGAGCACCGGCGGGGAGCAGGAGGGCGAGGAGGAGGUGGUGGCGAGCUUCGAGGUGUUGGGGUGGUACUCCAAGUGCGGCCUCAUCGUCGAGAGCAUCGAGUUUAGGCCCAUAUGAAGAUGUGAUCUUAUCAUGGAUGGUUUGUGUUACUACAGACGAUAUGAGCCAUCGAUGUUCCCUGUUGUUGCAUUGCAUAUGCAUGUAUAUUCUUAGAAACAUAACUAUAUUAGCGGUUAGUGUUAUCUAU